Messenger RNA from Rana temporaria (common frog), 896 nucleotides. RefSeq names its product chymotrypsin A-like. The record is from RefSeq and is a predicted model, not a curated record. The coding region runs from base 56 to 847 and encodes 263 amino acids. Gene Ontology annotation, biological process: proteolysis. Lineage: Eukaryota; Metazoa; Chordata; Amphibia; Anura; Ranidae. The transcript has 7 exons. Gene Ontology annotation, molecular function: serine-type endopeptidase activity.
UGUAUAUAAGCUGAACAGACCUUACAAUCCUCCUCAUACCCAAGAAUAUCAGAAAAUGACAACACUGUGGGUCCUGUCCUGCCUGGUCCUCCUCAGCGGAGCCUAUGGUUGCGGUGUUCCCGCCAUCAGUCCUCUUAUCUCCGACAACGCCAGGAUUGUGAAUGGAGAAAAUGCCGUCUCUGGUUCUUGGCCAUGGCAGGUGUCUAUUCAGAACAGCACCAGAUUCCACUUUUGUGGCGGCUCCGUCAUCAACAGUCUCUGGGUUGUCACCGCUGCCCACUGUGAAGUCAGAACUUCUGACCUUGUGAUCCUGGGUGAAUUCGAUCAAUCCUCCAAUGCUGAGCCCAUCCAGGUGAAGUCCGUCGGCAGAUUCUUCAGUCACCCGCAGUACAACGCCAGGACCUUUGUCAAUGACAUCGCCCUGAUCAAGCUUUCCAGUCCCGCCACCCUCAAUGACCGCGUGUCCCCCGUGUGUCUUGCUGCUUCCUCUGAUGUCUUCAAUGUGGGAGAAAGAUGCAUCACCAGCGGAUGGGGAUACACCGAUGCUGCAACUAAAGCGAAGCCAGCUAAACUCCAGCAGGCGUCCCUUCCUCUUCUGACCAACAGUCAGUGCCAGAGAUACUUCGGAGUCCAAAUUCAAUCCUCCAUGAUCUGCGCUGGAGCCUCCGGUGCCACCUCUUGCAUGGGUGACUCUGGUGGACCCCUCGUGUGCCAGAAGAACGGAGCCUGGACCCUGGCCGGUAUUGUGUCCUUUGGAAGCGGCACCUGCUCUACAUUUUAUCCCGCAGUCUACGCCCGUGUCACCUCCCUCAGAUCCUGGGUGGACCAGACUGUUGCCGCUAACUAAAUACCAUCCAAUGUCCUUUUGAUACUCAAUAAAGUAACUUUUCUAUUAA